Molecule: messenger RNA, 1252 nt
Organism: Eucalyptus grandis
Lineage: Eukaryota; Viridiplantae; Streptophyta; Magnoliopsida; Myrtales; Myrtaceae
Product: F-box/kelch-repeat protein At3g06240
Exons: 1
Coding region: 19-984 (321 amino acids)
Molecular function (GO): protein binding
Source: RefSeq, a predicted model, not a curated record
GGCUAUUUGCCGAAACUAAUGGCCGAAAGUUUACCCGAGGACGUACUCAUCGACAUACUCUUGAGGGUUCCGGCCGAGUCGUUGGCGCGAUUCAAAUUCGUCUGCAAACGGUGGCGGUCUCUAAUCUCCGACCCGGGCUUUGCCAAGUCGCAUCUGCAGAGGCUCAAGGCAGGGGAUUUAAUUCCUAGCCAGAGAAUUUUCAUUGGCAGACUCUACGGGUCCCACGAGACCAUAGACUACGCAGCGCUCGACGGCAGUGAGGGUGGCGUGGUGGUACCACAUAGGAUCAAAACGAUCAGACCUCUCUGCGAUUGCCACGUCGUUGGUUCCUGUGAUGGCCUGGUGUGUCUUUAUCUCGAAGGCAAUCUUUACAGAGAUUACCCGACAACUAUUCUCAUAUAUAACCCGGCCACCAGGGAGUGUAAUGAGUUGCGCUGUCCCGAAUUUGCUCAAGAUUCGAAGUUUAGGGAGUAUCGUGAAAAUGAGUCAUUCCAUGGAAUCGGAUAUGACCCUCGAUCUGAUGACUACAAAAUAGUAGAGGGCAUCCACGAAGUUGAAUAUUUUUGGGAGGCGGCAAUAUUUUCGCUUAAGUCCGGUUCUUGGAGAUCGAUAAAUUUCCCUAUCGAGGAAGAAAGUGGUUUCUCGGUUUCCGGCAAUGGAGUUUAUUGGAAAGGGGCCUUACACUGGUAUGUCUAUCACUAUUUCAGGCCUGCGAUUAUCUCACUUGAUUUGUCGGAAGAGAAAUUCAACCGGGUGCUUUCGGUCCCUAAAGUCAAUGAGGUUGGAUUUUUCAGCGGACUCGGGAUUCAUGGGACCAGUCUGUUCAUGUAUAACAGCCACUGUGAUAACCACAUCGAGGCAUGGAUAACGGAUGAGUAUGGGAGAGGAGGAUCAUGGACAAAAUGGUUCAGUGUUGAUCGCCUACCUACCUUUAGGGAUGCUGCCCCCGUGCGUACACAAGGAGCGGACAAAUUGUUUUUCUGAUAAAUGCGAAACGGGCGAUUCUAUUCAAUCCGGAGGAUAAUACUUACAAGGAUUAUCCCAUAAGGAUGGAUGACUGUUUCGAAUAUGCUAUCUACUUGGAAACUCUUGUUUCUCCCUAUCUUGGCGGUUAGCCAUCAAGAACCUAGAGCCUUUGGCGUCAUGUGAUGCGAGGAUUUUCUUAGUAGGUACAGGUUUUAAUAUUAGUACACAUUGAUAUUGAUAUAUACAAUGCUAUGUCAACAUGUCACAUCAUACAAAUUUUUACAUA